AUGCCAGACAAUAAAGAAGAGAAUGUAUUUGAGGAGGGGUUGCCCGCUCAGAAGCCUCAGCGCCGCCAGUCCGUUUUAUCCAAGGCCAUCAGCGAGCACAAUGAGGACGCGGAUGCACCAGACGUUGACUUGCUCCCUCCAUCGAAAGGUCUGACGACAGCGGAGGCUGAAGAAUUGCUUAAGCAAUACGGCCGCAACGAGCUUACGGAGAAGAAAACACCGAGCUGGCUGAUUUACCUCCGGGGUCUGUGGGGCCCGAUGCCUAUUGCACUUUGGAUUGCCAUCAUUAUCGAAUUUGCACUCCAGAAUUGGCCCGAUGGCGCCAUUCUUCUGGCAAUCCAGAUCGCGAACGCAACAAUCGGCUGGUACGAAACAAUCAAAGCUGGUGAUGCGGUGGCCGCACUGAAGAACUCAUUGAAGCCCAUGGCGACAGUGAAACGUGACGGCGCAUGGCAGCAGAUUGAUGCUGCUGUGAUCGUUCCUGGUGACCUCGUGAAGCUGGCAUCUGGAUCUGCAGUUCCUGCUGACUGUAGCAUCAACGAGGGCAUCAUUGAUGUGGACGAGUCUGCUCUGACCGGUGAGUCUCUACCCGUGUCGAUGGGCCCAGAGAACAUGCCGAAGAUGGGGUCGAACGUUGUGCGCGGUGAGGUGGAGGGCACUGUACAGUUCACGGGUGCAAGUACAUUCUUCGGCAAGACCGCGGCACUGCUGCAAGCUGUUGGGACAGACAUAGGCCAUAUUCAUGUUAUCCUAUCUCGUGUUAUGUUCGUGUUAUGCGCUAUCUCGUUUGCGUUGUGCUUGUGCUGCUUUAUUUACCUACUAGCCCACUUUCACGAGAGUUUCCGGAAUGCAGUUGAGUUUUCUGUGGUGGUGUUGGUGGUUUCGAUUCCGAUCGCGCUAGAGAUCGUGGUAACUACGACGCUGGCUGUGGGCUCAAAGCACUUGUCCAAGCAUAAGAUUAUCGUCACAAGGUUGUCUGCGAUCGAGACGAUGUCUGGCGUGAACAUGCUGUGUUCUGACAAGACGGGAACACUGACACUAAACAAGAUGGAAAUUCAAGAGCAGUGCUUUACGUUUGAUGGUAAAAGCGACCGGGGAUCACUGCUUGUGCUGGCUGCACUUGCCGCGAAGUGGCGCGAACCACCGCGCGACGCGCUGGACACGAUGGUCCUCAAUGCGGCAGACCUUGACGAAUGCGAUAACUACGAACAGCUGGACUUCACUCCGUUUGACCCAACAACAAAGCGCACAGCGGCAACACUUAAGGACAAGCGCACGGGUGAAGUAUUCAGUGUGACAAAGGGUGCCCCGCACGUGAUUCUGCAGAUGGUACACAACCAAGAUGAGAUCAACGAUGAGGUGGUGGAGAUCAUCGAUUCCUUGGCGUCGCGCGGUGUUCGAUGCCUGUCCAUUGCGAAGACUGAUCCACAGGAGAGGUGGUUUAUGGCCGGGAUUCUGACGUUUCUAGACCCUCCACGUCCGGACACAAAGGAUACGAUUCGUCGCAGCAAGCAAUACGGUGUGGAUGUGAAGAUGAUCACGGGUGACCACCUUCUGAUUGCAAAGGAGAUGUGCCGUAUGCUGAACCUGGAUCCGAACAUCCUGACUGCAGAGAAGCUUCCUAAGUUAAAGGAUGCAACGGACCUGCCGCCAGACCUCGGGGAGAAGUACGGUGAGAUGAUGCUUGCCGCAGGUGGGUUCGCGCAAGUGUUCCCGGAGCACAAGUUUAUGAUUGUCGAGGCACUGCGUCAGUGUGGUUAUACAUGUGCGAUGACGGGUGAUGGUGUGAAUGACGCACCAGCGCUGAAGCGUGCGGAUGUCGGCAUUGCGGUGCACGGUUCAACAGACGCGGCGCGCGCAGCUGCGGACAUGGUGUUGACAGAGCCUGGUCUGAGUGUUGUCGUGGAGGCGAUGCUGGUGUCGCGCGAGGUGUUCCAGCGUAUGCUAUCGUUCUUAACGUAUCGUAUUUCCGCAACGCUGCAGCUCGUAUGGUUUUUCUUUAUCGCAUGCUUCAGCCUGAGGCCAAUCGACUAUGGCAGCACGGAUCCUGACUUCCAGUUCUUCCACCUCCCCGUGCUGAUGUUCAUGCUAAUUACGCUGCUGAACGACGGCUGCCUGAUGACCAUCGGAUAUGACUAUGUGAUUCCAUCUGAGAGACCACAGAAGUGGAACCUAAGUGUUGUGUUUGUGAGUGCAACAAUCUUGGCCGUUGUGGCAUGUGCAUCGUCACUCCUGCUGUUGUGGGUUGCUCUGGAGGGUUACUCCGAAUCACACUACCAUAACUCGUGGUUCAAGCACUUGGGCUUUUCGAUACUGCCUCAGGGAAAAGUGGUGACAAUGCUCUACCUGAAGAUUUCGAUCUCUGACUUUUUAACAUUGUUUUCGUCGCGAACUGGAGGGAGAUUUUUCUUCAUGAUGAGGCCAGGGCUUGUUCUCUUUUGUGCUGCAAUUCUAUCGUUGACAGUGUCGUCGUUGGCAGCUUCCUUCUGGAGAAAGUCACAUCCAGAUCGCUUACUUACGGAGGGGCUUGCGUGGGGCGACAAGAGCACCGAUAGACUGUUGCCCUUGUGGGUAUGGAUCUACUGUAUUGUGUGGUGGAUUAUCCAGGAUGUCGUGAAGGUGCUUGUGCAUAUCCUGAUGGAUGCAGUUGACCUAUUUGGCUGUGUUUCUGGCACAACUGGUGGAGGUCCCAUCAAGCCGUACGCGAGCGAUGACCAUGAGACUGACUCCGCAUCUCCCAAGAAGAAGGCCAAAGCGAACGAAAGUAAUGUCGGUCCUUCUGAGCCUACCCACCAGACUGAGGAGGAGCAGAAUAGGGAUCCGAAGCAUUCCGUUUAA
Messenger RNA from Phytomonas sp. EM1, 2838 nucleotides. The record is from the annotation of a GenBank genome assembly. NCBI's taxonomy places the organism in Eukaryota, Euglenozoa, Kinetoplastea, Trypanosomatida, Trypanosomatidae.